Molecule: messenger RNA, 509 nt
Organism: Candoia aspera
Lineage: Eukaryota; Metazoa; Chordata; Lepidosauria; Squamata; Candoiidae
Gene: SNN
Product: stannin
Exons: 2
Coding region: 191-454 (87 amino acids)
Cellular component (GO): mitochondrial outer membrane
Source: RefSeq, a predicted model, not a curated record
GCGGCUCCGGCAUGGUGGCUGCCGAGGGGCCGCGGCGCGCGAGGGGCCGUGCGAGGAGGGCGGCGGCGGCGGCGGCAGGCGGCUCCAGCUCCACGCCUCCCCGGGCGGAAGCGCGUCCUCCCUGGCGCUGAGACCUUCCUCUUGCAACAGAGCAGCUGCCAGCCGAGGGCACAAGUCUCUCCAGCCGGCCAUGUCCAUCACGGACCACAGCCCAACCACAGGGGUGGUGACAGUCAUCGUCAUCCUCAUCGCCAUCGCGGCCCUUGGCACCCUGAUUCUGGGCUGCUGGUGCUACCUGCGCCUCCAGCGGAUCAGCCAGUCGGAAGACGAGGAGAGCAUUGUGGGCGAAGGUGAUGCCAAAGAGCCCUUCCUUCUGGUUCAGUACUCUGCGCGGGGACCUUGCACAGAGAGGAAGGCCAAACUGAGCCCCGGUGGCCCCAAGGCGCACAGCUAACCAGCGUUUUGCAUAGGCUGGAAUUCCCACCCAUGCUGUGAAGGGACCAUGCAGG